This is a messenger RNA of Exophiala aquamarina CBS 119918, 1854 nucleotides long. RefSeq names its product SulP family sulfate permease. The transcript is spliced from 4 exons. Gene Ontology annotation, cellular component: membrane. Bases 1 to 1854 code for a protein of 617 amino acids. NCBI's taxonomy places the organism in Eukaryota, Fungi, Ascomycota, Eurotiomycetes, Chaetothyriales, Herpotrichiellaceae. The record is from RefSeq and is a predicted model, not a curated record. Gene Ontology annotation, molecular function: sulfate transmembrane transporter activity. Gene Ontology annotation, biological process: transmembrane transport.
AUGACAGGUGCCGCUAUUUCAAUCGCAGUUGGCCAAGUACCAGCCUUAUUGGGCAUCCGGAGGAUAAACACCAGAGAAGCCGCAUACUUGGUUCUCAUCAACACACUCAAAGCCCUUCCAAAAGCCAAAGUGGAUGCAGCAAUAGGGCUAAGCGCCCUCUUUUUGCUCUACGUCGUCAAGUACUUUUGUACCUUUAUGCAAAAGAAACAGCUGAACCAAAAGAAGACCUGGUUUUUUAUUUCGACUCUUCGCAUGUCCUUUGUUAUUCUAUUGUAUACGUUGAUCAGUUGGCUAGCCAAUAGGCAUAUCAACGGUGAUGCAAGCAAGGCCAAAUUCAGGAUUCUAGGGAGAGUGCCACGAGGCUUUCAGCAUGCAGGGGCCCCUGUGAUCAAUACUCGACUCAUUGGUCUAUUCUCGUCCGAUCUGCCGGCCAGCUUGAUUGUACUGGUGAUCGAGCAUAUCGCCAUCUCGAAGUCGUUUGGCCGAAUCAAUAAUUAUACUAUCGACCCUUUUCAAGAGCUAGUCGCUCUAGGAUUUACGAAUCUACUAGGGCCAUUUCUAGGAGGCUAUCCAGCAACAGGCUCAUUUUCUCGAACGGCUAUCAAGUCUAAAGCUGGUGUUCGCACCCCUCUUGCUGGUGUAUUCACUGCUGUCAUAGUCCUUCUAGCACUAUACGCAUUGACCAGUGUUUUCUUCUACAUCCCCAUGAGCAGUCUAGCUGGGUUAAUCAUACACGCUGUGGGCGAUCUAAUUACUCACCCCAAUGUGGUCUACCGCUUCUGGGAGAUCUCUCCCCUGGAAGUCAUCAUUUUCUUUGCUGGCGUUCUUUUGACAAUCUUCACCAAUAUCGAAAACGGCAUCUACCUCACCAUUGCAGCCUCGGCGACCUUGCUACUUUUCCGAGUUGCUAAGGCCAAAGGAAACUUCCUUGAUCGCGUCAGGAUUCACUAUGUUUCGGGAGAAGAAUUGCUACGAGAAGCGGAACGAAAAGCAGAAGCAUUUUUACCACUUGAGCACCAGGACGGGUCCAAUCCGGACAUUGAGGUCGAAACCCCUUUCCCUGGUAUCUUCAUUUACCGCUUCAGCGAAGGCUUCACAUACCCCAACCAAGCUCACUAUCUUGACAAUCUUACGACUCAGGUUUUGAAGGCCACAAGACGUAUGCAGCUCGGGAACUACGCUAAGCUUGGAGAUCGUCCUUGGAACGACCCCGGCCCACGAAGAGGCGAGCAAGUCAAUCUAGACGACCAACGACCCAUCCUCCGGGCGAUCGUACUCGACUUCUCUUCCGUAAACCACGUAGACGUCACCUCAAUACAAGGGCUAAUCGACGUCCGCAACCAGCUGGAUCGGCACGCAGCCUCCGAGCUCGUCGAAUGGCACAUUGCCAACAUCAACAGCCGCUGGACCAAGCGCGCCUUAGCAGCAGCAGGAUUCCGUUACCCAACCGAGGACUUCAUCAACCAGGCCGGUCAGUGGAAACCCGCCUACGGCGUCGCAGAGACCUUCGGCUACCGCGUGGGCGAAUCGUCCAGCUCCGAUCUCAGCGAAACACAGGUCGAGGCCCGCAAGACCCGCUCCCGCGACAUCGAGCAAGCCCCCGAGGCCGACCAUCCCAAUAGGGAAAUACACGAUAGAGUGGACGAACAUUUCCAGUCCAAGGGCAAGCUCUCUUCCGUCCACGGCGUCAAUCGACCUUUCUUCCAUGUUGAUUUGUCUGUCGCCGUGCACGCCGCCAUCAACAAUGCAGAGCGCAAGGUCUCUUCUGGACCGAGGUUCUCCGUCAGUGGCGAGAGGCUCAUCUCUGAGGAGGACAGAAUUGUUGUUCACGAGGAUGAUAUUAAGACUGCAUGA